AUGAGUGAUCAUUCCUCCCUCUACUCCGAGGCUGAGGCCGACGCCGGGAACACAAACGCUCAACGUGGAUCCAAUGGUAACCCAGAUGAAAUCAAGGACAUACAAGCGGAGGUUCUCAGCUCGGCACGUGCGCAAGAGCGUGAAAUAAAGAACCAGUCCAGAGAUAUCUUCAAUCGACUGAGAUCUAUUGCAGUCGAUGCCUCCUUCGUUCAGCUCGUCCACGAGCAUUAUCCAGAGCUUGCUGUCGUGCCAAAUGCGCGAUGUGGCUCAUGGUAUUGCCCUCCGAAAGCAGGCGUGCUUCCGGCAUACUUUAAGUCGACGGAUGGCCAUACGAACAACUACAAGUUUUCGCUGCGCAGGCCAAACCUGCAUCUUAUCCCGAUCAUCAAAGAACAGGGGGGGAUAAUACUUGUCGAUUCCACCAGGAGAGGAAAGCUCUUUCCUGACGCUUUGUCAAGGACCGUUCCUAUCUGGUGUGCAGUCAUCAACACCGCCCUUGGCCUUAAGUUUCCCCGAGGACAAGACACCUGGUUGUUCACCUCACCUCGCUCAGUAUCACCCUCGGAGCAUGCAGUCAUCUCGAGUCUCAUUGGCGUAUUUACAAAUUCGCUCCUUGAUUCUGCUUUGGUAUUACCAGGUCUCGCUAAACCGAUCCGGCCAUUCUGGAUUCACCCACAGAGCACCUCCUUCCCUUCGUUUCCGACCGAGUGCGAUUUCUACCCCAUCAUAUGCUUAUCAGCAAGCAGAAAAGUCGGGGAAAGGGCUCAGUGGAUUGACCAGGACCAGUGGGGUUCUGGAUGGGGAUAUGUCCAAGGUGCCGGUGACGAUGAGGAGGGCUGGGCUAAAGGUCUGACUCCGGAACUGUACUGGCGGCACAAGGCUCAGCUAGACAAGUGUGCGAGAGCCGAUUUGUCAAAGCUCAUG
Molecule: messenger RNA, 924 nt
Organism: Dacryopinax primogenitus
Lineage: Eukaryota; Fungi; Basidiomycota; Dacrymycetes; Dacrymycetales; Dacrymycetaceae
Product: initiator tRNA phosphoribosyl transferase
Exons: 2
Biological process (GO): charged-tRNA amino acid modification
Cellular component (GO): cytoplasm
Molecular function (GO): tRNA adenosine(64)-2'-O-ribosylphosphate transferase activity
Source: RefSeq, a predicted model, not a curated record